Molecule: messenger RNA, 1932 nt
Organism: Gongylonema pulchrum
Lineage: Eukaryota; Metazoa; Nematoda; Chromadorea; Rhabditida; Gongylonematidae
Source: the annotation of a GenBank genome assembly
AUGCUGUUUCCUGAAUUAACGGACAUUGAAGCUGGCGAUAUCGUAUUUUUCAUGAAAUCUUUGGAAAAAACCGAGAAUGGCGAAUUCGAAGAAGCGAUUGUCACGGUUGCAGCCCAGCCGAUAGCGCAUGUUGGGAUACUUUCCGGUACUGUUGGCCAUUGGUCAUUGAUUCAUGCUGUUCCGGAAUCCGGCGUUUGCGAGCAGCCGUUGACGGAUGUGAUGCAAAAGAUUCGACCGUCUGGGGUUGAAGUGCGCGGGGUACAACUUCCGGUGACCACACGUACCACCGCAUAUCAGUGGGCAAAAUCGAAGAUUGGCGCAAAAUAUAACGAUAUUUUUUCCGACGAAAUGCUCAAUUCUACGGGCAACGAAGCUUUUUACUGCUCUCAGCUGAUUGUUAAAUCGUACGAAUUUGCCGGAAUUGCAGAUUUCUCCCCGCAGCAUCAACUUAAUUUCACCGGCCCAGAUGGGCGAAUUUUGCCCUAUUGGGAAAAUUACUUCAAGAAACUUGAACUGCCAGUACCACAGGGUGCACCCGGAUCGCAUCCGGCAACACUGAUACAGUCUAAAUAUUUAAAAACAAAUUUUGCCAGAACUUGUCAUUAUUCAAUGGCGAAAUUUGUGGUACCUGCAACAAUCGAUUCGGCACUGCAUUUUCUGAAUGGAGCUCGUGUGGCGCUCAAAUCCUUGAAACAAUUCGAAGUAAUACAACCUCGAAAUGGAAAGGUGCUAGUGCAUUGUGCCGCGGCAUCUACUGAAACAGUCGAUGAGGCGAUUAAGGAUGCACGCCAGGCGCAACCAUCCUGGGCGGCACUUAGUGCGCAACAACGCGGUGCUGUUUUGCGAAAAGCUGCUGCUAUUAUUCGGGAUUGUUCGGAGAAAUUAGCAUAUUGGGAGACGGUGGACUGUGGUAAGCCGAUUGAGGAAUCACGCUGGGAUAUGGCCAGCUGCGCGGAUUGUUUCGAAUUCUUCGGCGGUGCUGCACACAAUCUCGCUGGCAACCAUUUUCCUUUGGGUAACAAUAAUUAUGCAUACACGGAACGAAUACCGUGGGGUGUUGUUGGUGCAAUUGGUGUUUGGAAUUAUCCCUUGCAAACAGCAUCUUGGAAAAUCGCUCCAGCACUGAUGUGUGGAAAUGCUGUUGUAUAUAAACCGUCACCACUUGCUCCCGGAGAAGGCGAUACCGGGAAAGCGAUCUGUGAACAUAGUGGCGUUGAUAAGAUAACAUUUACGGGUAGCACGGAAACAGGCACGAAAAUCCUGGCCUCCUGCAGUCUGCCAGGGCGGUUGAAACCGGUCACGCUGGAACUUGGCGGAAAAAGCUCAGUGAUUGUAUUUAAAGAUGCGGACAUCGAUAUUGCUGUAACAGGCGCACUGAUGGCAAAUUUCUUCUCCCAAGGUGAAGUAUGCUCGAAUGCGUCGAAAGUCCUCGUACACCAGUCCAUCUAUGACGAAUUCCAGCGAAAGAUUGUGGAUUUGACGAAAGGUCUAAUUCCCAAUGAUCCGCUACUGGAUGGAACAAAAAUUGGCGCUACCAUCUCCAAAGCACAUCUGUCAAAAGUUAAAGCAUUCAUCGAUGGAGCCUGUCGAGAAGGUGCUAUUUUGCUGUGUGGCGGGGAAGAAGUGAUAGUGAAUGGUCUGGAAGGGGGGUACUACUUGUCCCCAGCUGUACUGACCAAUAUCACCGAGAAUAUGCGAAUUUACCAGGAAGAAGUAUUCGGAGCUGUCAUGUUACUUAUACCAUUUCAGCAAAAUGAGGUAAUUUUUUAUACCCGUGUGGACAAAAAUUCCCAAAAUUCGAUGAUACCAUUUGGUGGUAUGAAGCAGUCCGGUUUUGGACGUGAGAAUGGUGUAGCUGCUUUAGAAGCUUUUUCUCAAAUCAAAAGUGUUUUUGUUAAUGCAGCCAACAAGUUGAACAAUCCCUUUUUAUGA